Molecule: messenger RNA, 1045 nt
Organism: Achroia grisella
Lineage: Eukaryota; Metazoa; Arthropoda; Insecta; Lepidoptera; Pyralidae
Gene: epsilonCOP
Product: coatomer subunit epsilon
Exons: 7
Coding region: 68-976 (302 amino acids)
Biological process (GO): retrograde vesicle-mediated transport, Golgi to endoplasmic reticulum; endoplasmic reticulum to Golgi vesicle-mediated transport; intra-Golgi vesicle-mediated transport
Cellular component (GO): COPI vesicle coat
Molecular function (GO): structural molecule activity; protein binding
Source: RefSeq, a predicted model, not a curated record
AGCUGUCAAAAAUAAACAUCCAAUAUACAGCAUAGAAUUUCAUAAAAAUCCCAAACAAAACACCAAAAUGGCACGUCAGCAACAAGACGUGGAUGAAUUGUUCGAUGUUAAAAAUUCCUUUUACGUUGGUAAUUAUCAACAGGCUAUCAAUGAAGCGUUGAGUGUUAAUGCUUCUACACCCCUAGUAUCUCUACAACGCGAUGCCUUCCUGUUUCGAUCGUAUAUCGCCCAGGGCAACCACAGAAUGGUGAUGCAGGAGUUGAAAACAGCAGACCCCAUGCUGCAGCCACUGACAAGUCUGGUGCAAUAUCUGUCGCCUGAUGCAAACAAACCGGCUAUUGUUGCUGAUAUUGAUGCAAGGGUUGCAAAGGGAAUAGAGGUUACAAAUGAAAUCUUUUUAAUUGUAGCGGCAACAAUAUAUUAUCAUGAAGAUAAUUAUGAAGCAGCCCUAAAAAUUCUCCACGGAACAGAAUCACUUGAACUCCGCGCCUUCACACUGCAGUGUCUGCUGGCCAUGAAUAGGCCGGAUCUGGCUCGCAAACAGCUGAAGCUGCUGCAAGCCAUUGAAGAUGAUGGCACCUUGACACAGUUGGCGCAGGCCUGGCUCAACCUCUCACAGGGUGGACCUGGUGUUCAGGAUGCUCACUACAGCGUGAUGGAGCUGUCUGAACGGUUGGGAGCCCUAGGCGCGGGUCCGGCCGCCGUCGGAGCCGCCGCUGCUGCCUCCAGAGGCAUGUGGGAAGAGGCAGAGCAGAUGCUGACGGAGGCGAUGGCUCGGGUGCCGCAGCAGCCCGACCUGCUUCUCGGUCUGGCCGUCACCGCCACACACAGCGGGAAACCGCCAGAGGUGUCAUCCCGUUAUAUGGCUCAAUUAUUGGACAGCCACCCUGACCACCCCUUCACCAAGGAGUACAAUGCAAAGGCCAACGAAUUCAAGCGUCUCGCAGCGCAGUACCAGCCCUCCGUUGCAAGUUAAACCUUAUAUAGUCGUGACAGAGUCGAUUGUCGCAAGUAUUGUUAUUAAUGAAUAUAUAUAUUUAGCCUA